CGUUUUGAGCACUGUUCUCAUAAUGGAGUUUCCUGAUUUGGGGAAGUAUUGUUCAGAAAAAACUUGCAAGCAGCUAGAUUUUCUUCCAGUAAAAUGUGAUACGUGUAAACAAGAUUUCUGUAAAGAUCAUUUUAUAUAUGCCGCACAUAAGUGUCCAUUUGCAUUCCAGAAGGAUGUUCAGGUUCCAGUGUGCCCACUCUGUAAUAUCCCCAUCCCAAUAAAAAAGGGACAGAUCCUAGCCCUGGUGGUUGGCGAUCAUAUGGAUAGAGACUGUGACUAUUGUCCUGGGAAGAAGAAAGAGAAGAUUUUUAUAUACCGGUGCUCAAAAGAGGGCUGCAAGAAGAAAGAGAUGCUGCAGAUGGUGUGUGCCCAGUGUCACGACAACUUCUGGAUCCAGCACAGACACCCCCUGGACCACAGCUGCAGACACAGGAGCCGCCACACCAUCAAAGCCAGGUGAGAAGAGACUCAGCUGUGAUUGCGCUGUCUCAGAACACAUGGUAGCGUACUGGAACCAGCUUACACUCUAAAGUGCGGAGUGGAGCAACACUCAGCACCGGCCCACACUAAGCUGCUGAUCUUAACUGUUUGUUGAGGUAGACGGGAAUAUAAUAAAAUUGAAUGCUGAAGUUGAAAAAAA
This is a messenger RNA of Saimiri boliviensis boliviensis (Bolivian squirrel monkey), 640 nucleotides long. The record is from RefSeq and is a predicted model, not a curated record. Lineage: Eukaryota; Metazoa; Chordata; Mammalia; Primates; Cebidae.